AUGUACGUAUCGGGAACUUUGAUAGGUGGUUUGGCGUUCGGUUUACUGUCAGACUGGGCCGGCAGAAGGGUUUCUCUCUUGCUUGCCUUAGGGUUGAGUGGAAUCUUCGGAUUAGGCUGGGUCUUUUCACCCACAUAUCCUUGUAGUAUAGCUAUACGGUUCAUGUACGGCAUGUUUACCAGCGAGAUAUUCACUCUCAGCACGACAUUAGCGCUGGAGCUUGUAGGGCCUCACAAACGCAUGAUAGCCGGAACAGUUGUGGGUAUCGUCUCCACGGCGGGCGGAGUAGUGGUAACGGGAAUAGCCUAUUUUCUGCGAGACUGGCGCCAUCUACAGUUAUCAAUAUCUGCGCCGUAUUUAGUAUUUGCAGCGACUUUGUUUUGGCUCCUUCCCGAAUCUCCCCGAUGGUUGCUAACGAAAGGACGCCACGAGGAAGCCGAGAAGAUCCUGAGGCGUGCAGCGAAAAUGAACGGCAAAGAAUUCCCCAAGGGCCUCUUGACCAAGGUGGAAAUAAACGAGCUGCCUAGCACGAGUAUCCGGGCUCUACUACACGCCCCAAAACUGAUGUUUAGGAUGCUGUUGUUGUAUAUUAAUUGGAUGGUACUCGACAUGACACACUACGGGAUAAGUCUCCAUACGGGCAACAUGGCGGGGAACAUCUACCUGAACUUUUUACUCUACUCCCUCGUGGAUUUCCCCGGAUAUGCUCUGUGUUUUACCAUAGACAGAUUUGGUCGGAAGAAGAUUUACACGCUGUGUUUAGUCACGGGCGGCCUGGCAUGCCUGUCAACUCUCUUCGUACAUCUCUAUGGAGAGGAAGAUGCUACUUAUUCUUACUACGUCAAAAUGGCGCUCUCUACAGUCGGGAAAUUAGGAAUCGCGGCAGCUUACGGAAUCAGUUACAUAUGGGGUGUUGAACUGUUCCCCACUGUGGUCCGUAACUUCAGUUUAGGUCUAGGCUCCGUGGCUUCCUGCGCGGGGGCUAUUCUUACUCCAAUAGUUGUCAAAACUGAAGAUAUGGUGUGA
Lingula anatina is the source of this 1026-nucleotide messenger RNA. RefSeq names its product organic cation transporter protein-like. Gene Ontology annotation, molecular function: transmembrane transporter activity. The record is from RefSeq and is a predicted model, not a curated record. Gene Ontology annotation, biological process: transmembrane transport. Lineage: Eukaryota; Metazoa; Brachiopoda; Lingulata; Lingulida; Lingulidae. Gene Ontology annotation, cellular component: membrane.